Molecule: messenger RNA, 2340 nt
Organism: Chlorella variabilis
Lineage: Eukaryota; Viridiplantae; Chlorophyta; Trebouxiophyceae; Chlorellales; Chlorellaceae
Exons: 6
Coding region: 1-2340 (779 amino acids)
Source: RefSeq, a predicted model, not a curated record
AUGUCGGCACCUAGGCAGCGAGAAGCCCAGCAGCAGCGCCUGGGGCUGUGGGACGCUGUCUUCAGCGGCGAUGUGAAGACCGCCGCCGCUGCGGUGGCGGCGCUGGCGGCGAGCCGAGCGGCACCGCCGGGCCCUUCCCACGUGGCUGCGCUGCUAGGCCUGGCUCAGCCAGGGAGUCCAACGGUCGUCUUGCUCCCCACCCUCACCCUGCUGUCACGGUGGGCCAGGCAGCAGAGCCUGCAGCCCGCCGCCGCACGUCAACCAGACUUGCUGCAUGGCGCGGCAGCAGCAGCACAGGACUUGCUGGCCAACAGGCUGGCUGCAGCAUCAGCAGAGCAGGCACGUGUGGCGGCGGCCUGCCUGCUGCUUCUGGGCAGCGUGGGACCAGCAGCGACAGAGGAGGGCGAGGCGGAGGCGCUGGCACAUGCUGUGGGGGCCGCGCUGGUGGGUGGACGCCUGGUGAAGCCCGAGGCUGCGACAGCUGCCGAUGCCAUGGCUGCGGUGGGCAGCCUGCUGCCCUGCCUACUGGGCAAGCCUGCGGCGGCAUGCCGGCUGCUGUCGGCGCUGCUGCAGUGGCUGGGUGACUGGGCGCCCGCUGAAACGGGCUGCCUGGCUGUGGACUGCCUGGCGCCAGCAUAUGGCAUGAUGCGAGGAGCAGCAACAGCAGUGCUGGGCCGCACCCAGCCAGCAGCGGCGGUCUCUGGGCUGCUGCGCCCGGCAUACGCCGUCCUCAAGUCUGCGGCAACUGCUGUUGCGGACAACGCCGGCGGGCAGGUGCUACAGCAGCCCGUGGUGACACAGGCAUCCGUGGCAACUUUGGCAGCCGGCGGCUUGGUCGAGGCUCUGCUGCGGUCGGCAGCUGGGUUUCCAGAGGCAGCAGCGCUAGCAGCCGAGGCGGAGGCGUGCAUUGUGGAGACCUGCAGUGCGGCAGCAGCUGCUGAGUCGCUGGCAGAGUCAGCGCUGCUGCGGGAUGCAUGCUCGCUAGCCGCGGCCCAGCUGGUGGGUGCGGUACGGCGACCCGCGCUGCUGGCAUCGCCGGGGAUUGUGCGGUGCCAGGCGCAAUCCCUGCUGCACAGCGCGCUCAGCCUGGCGCCACUGUGCCAUGCGGCGGAGGUGCAGCUGCCACCCUCACAAGCCAGCCAGCUGGUGCAACGCCAGCUGGGCUGUGGGCUGGUGCAGCAUGCAGGCGGCAUGGCCAGUGGACUGUCAGCGCAGCUCGGGCAGAUGGAUGCCGGCAUGUUGCAGUGGGUGGUGCAGCAGGUGCAGGCAGCUGCACGGCAGGCGCAUCAGCACUACCGCGGGUACUCGCUGGUCCCGCCGCAGGGCUGGCUGGCAGCCAUCGACGCCGCUGCUGUGCGGCUGCUGCUGGACAAGCUCUUCCUCACCUGCCUGGUACUGCUAGUAGCUGCGCUGGAGGCUGGGCCGGUGCCCAGUGCAGCCAAUGCGGCACCGGCGGCCACUGCAGGCCGAGCACAGCGAGCGGGGGCUGCAGCGGUCGUGUUGGCAGACCUGCAGUUCUGCCGCCUCAGCUUCCCACCCCAAUAUGCCGUCCUGCUGAAGGCCGCCCUGGCCGAGCUGCCCGAUAACCCGGCUGCUGCAGCCAGCCUGGCGGCCUGCCUUCCAUGCUACGCUGAGCUGGCAGGACCAUGCGCCACCCGUGGCAGACAGGCAGCCUGGCUGGUGGAUGGUGCGGCAGCGGCCAAGGUUCAGUUCGUGAUGAGCGUGCUGACCUCCUGCUGCCCCGUGCUUCCCCGGAGCAAGCUGGAGGAGCGGCUCGCCCCUGUGGCCUUUUUGUACCUGCUGCAUCCGCACCCCGCCACGGCCACCUCGGCGCACAACCUGCUCUGCGCGCUGCUGAUGGCGGCUGCCGAGGAGCGGCGGCCUCCGCUGGCUGCCUACUAUGUGCAGCGCAGCCUGGAGGGCUGCCCAGGCGCCACGCCGCUACCACAGCUGGCGCAAGGGCUGGCCACUGUCAUGGAGGCGCUGCCGGUGCGCAGCCCCGUGGCGCUGCUGUGCCUGCAGCAGGUGCUGGACAAGUGCUGGGAGCUGGCGGCAUGGGGCGAUCCCAGCGCGCCUGAGCUGGCAGCGAUAGCGGCCCAGCAGCUGCUCAUCAUCGACCACCUGCUGCUGGAUGAAGCGAUGGCAGCCUUUGACCGCCUGCUGCACCCAGCUCGCAGCCUUGGAGCAACAGCUGGGACGACAGCGUCACCUCUGCCUUCUGCAGCACCAGCCGCUGCGGUGCUGCGGCGAGAGGUGCUGGCGGCUGUGCGACGCUCCGACGACUGCCUGCGCAAGCCGGUGCUGGCCAGCUGGCUGCUAUCAGCAAGCGCCAAUUUGUAG